Messenger RNA from Ascoidea rubescens DSM 1968, 2491 nucleotides. Its product is annotated as leucine-rich repeat domain-containing protein. The record is from RefSeq and is a predicted model, not a curated record. Gene Ontology annotation, molecular function: protein binding. The coding region runs from base 414 to 2195 and encodes 593 amino acids. Lineage: Eukaryota; Fungi; Ascomycota; Saccharomycetes; Ascoideales; Ascoideaceae. The transcript has a single exon.
UUUUUUUCGAGCAAUAAAUAUUCUUGAUAUUACUUACAUCCUAAAAAACUUAUUUAAAUCAAAAUUUUAAAUGGUUGCCAACGACAGACAAAAUCUAUUGGACGGAUUGCCACCUCACAUCCUUGACGCCAUUUUCACCAAACUCUGUUGGCCAAACAUUGUUAUUUGUCUCCUCGACCAAUCCACUAGUUAAAACAACUUCUUUGCAACUUAUCUUUAAAAACAUCAAACUAAAGUCUCACCUUCCUGGUCGUUAUCUUCGUAUUAUAAAUGACCAAAUCACUCCCAAUCAUAUCCUAACAUUGUCACUGGCAGAUGCUGCAGUGUUUAAUGAAUAUUUCAAUAGGUAUUCCAGAAAUAUAUAUCUUAAUAUGAUGCUUUCAAACCCAAACUUAAUAGACCAAUAUCAAAAUAUGUUUUCAGUGUUAGGUCUGAUCAAAAAAUUGUCAAUUUUCCUUCGAUCAAACUUAUAUUCUGAGGUUCUCGCAACGCCUUCUAAAUUCAAUACGGUUUCAGAUUUGAAAACAUUUAUAUCAUUAAUCAAAAAUGUGAUGCUUUCACAAAGAAAAUCACUAGAAACAAUAGAAUUUAAUUAUGAUAACAUCAAACAGUCCAGCAAUGCCAUAUGUCCUGCAUUGCAUUAUCAAACCAACACACCUGAUUAUCCUGAAGAAUAUAAAAUUGAACUUCAGUUGUUAUUUGCAGAUGAAUAUGUCAACAAUAAUUCGUUCAAGUUUACUACACUAGAAUUGAAAGGAGUGUGCUUUUCUAAAAUGAAUUCCGGUGUGCUAAAACUGAUGGAUUUAAAACAUCUCAAAUUGGCAAACAGCAGCUGUCCCAGUUUGAAGAAUAUCCAAUUCUCUGACACAAUCGAGUAUUUGGAUUUAUCACACAAUGGAAUUGCAACUAUAAAAAAUGUGAAAUUCCCUACAAACUUGGUUACUUUGAAGUUGUGUUUCAAUAAAAUAAAAUCGUUCCAAAAUUUCAACCAGUGUGACAAAUUGGUCCAAAUAAUGCUAAAUAACAACUCCAUUAUGAAGAUUAAUAAUGUUUCCAAGUUUAAAGAUAUAAAGCAGCUUUAUUUAAAAAUCAAUUCUAUCAAAUCAAUCGCAAAUCUAAAUGCAUUAUCGAAUUUGGAGGAAUUAUAUCUUUCACAUAAUUUGGUCAGCAACAUUGCAGAACUUAGAGGAUUACCAAAUUUAAAAAUCUUAGAUAUAUCUAAUAAUCCUAUUGAUAAUUUUAAUAACGCAUUUGCAGAUAUUCCCAAAUUGGAAAAAUUAAAUAUGUGUGAAAGUAUGAUUAGGAGUAUUGGAAAACCUGCUUCCAAAUUGCUAAACUUAAAGAGCAUUACGUUGUGCCAUAACUUUAUAUCAAAAAUUGGAAAUUUUAACCAAAUGAUUAAUCUCAGAAAUAUAGAUUUAGGAAGUAAUAGGAUUGAAAAAAUCGAGCAACUAGACAACUUAGCCCAACUUUCAUUUUUAGGUCUUUGUGAAAACAAAAUAAAGAUUGUUGAAAACAUUGAGAGUUUAGGCAAUUUACGCCAUAUCAAUUUAUCAGACAACAACAUAUCUGAGUUUAAGCUCACAAAAAAAGGCAAAUUUUUGGAAAAAUUAGCUAUAUUGGGUCUACGUAAUAAUAAAAUAACAGAAAUAAACAAUUUAAAGUGUUUAAAGAAUUUGAAGCAUUUGGAUCUAUCAAUAAACCAAAUUAAAACAUUAAUACUAUUGAAAGAAUUGAAUAGUUGUGCCAUUAUGAGGUUAGAGGGCAAUGAAAUAGAAAAAAUUGAACAAGACAAACCAAAUUAUUUUGCAAUCAAUUGGAUUUUCAAUGAUUGCAUUUUCAAUGAUUGCAUUUUCAAUGAUUGCAUUUUCAAUGAUUGCAUUUUCAAUGCAAUGUUUAAAAAGCAGCCCAGUUUAGUGCCUGAAGACAAACAUGAUAUGAUGUUGGAUUUAAGAUCAAACCGUUUAAAAAGCACUCAAGGGCUAUCACAAUGGAGCAAUAUUACUCACCUGAAGUUGCCUGAUACAAUUAUACAAAUUAGUUCAGAUGUUAUAACAUUGCCAAACACUAAAGAAAUCAAAUACGAGCUGCCAGCUUCGAAUUCCUUAUUUAGAUUGAAUCAGUUAAGAGCUCAAGCUCCAAAUUUAAAAAUUGAUUUCUAUAGAGAAGCACUAUGGUACAUACCAGUUAAAUAGCUAAAUAGUUGAAAUGUUAGUAAUUAUGGUUUCUUCAACGAAAGUUCGAUCCAUUAAAACCUGGAAGAAAGCCAAUCUCAAAGUGCCAAAUCAUGCAAUUGGUACUCUUGUUAGAUCCUGAUAGACCACUUUAUGAUAAGAAACAUUUCUGAUUUCUCGUUUUGUGAUUCUUGUUGGUUUGAUUGCAGUUGUAUCAGUUGCUGUAUCCAUCGUAACUUGAACAUUUAAAUCCUGAUCCCAUUCUACCAAUACCCUGAUAAUGAACCAUUAUCCAGGUUUUCAGGCCAGCACUUCGC